Osmerus eperlanus (European smelt) is the source of this 3872-nucleotide messenger RNA. It is a transcript of the gene pcxa, whose product is annotated as pyruvate carboxylase a. Bases 261 to 3809 code for a protein of 1182 amino acids. The transcript is spliced from 21 exons. NCBI's taxonomy places the organism in Eukaryota, Metazoa, Chordata, Actinopteri, Osmeriformes, Osmeridae. Gene Ontology annotation, cellular component: cytoplasm. The record is from RefSeq and is a predicted model, not a curated record. Gene Ontology annotation, molecular function: metal ion binding; ATP binding; pyruvate carboxylase activity. Gene Ontology annotation, biological process: gluconeogenesis; pyruvate metabolic process.
AUAACCGGGUCUUCGUAGAUAAGCCAAGUGAAGUCUCCACCAUGAUAGUCGUUUUGGUGCUGCAGACCAAAUAUAACUUUUAAACCACGUGCAGCCAGGUGAAGGCAACGGUCUGACUAGUGCACAAUACUAGAUAAAAAGCCAGACAGCGACCCAUCGCGAGCUACGUGCUGGUUGGUUGACUUUUUCACCUCAUCAACUCAAGACAUUUUUACUGUCUGAAUCGGCUUACCAGGCUUUUGACACGACUCACUGUAAAGAUGAUACUGCAGGUUGGAAGCAUGCGUGGCUCAGCUGUGGGGCUGCUGGCCGUGCGCCGAGCAUGCUUCCUGUCCCGCUGCACCCACAGCGCCCCCCAGGCGCUUCAGUACAAACCCAUCAAGAAGGUCAUGGUGGCCAACCGAGGUGAAAUCGCUAUCCGUGUGUUCCGGGCGUGCACUGAGCUGGGGAUCCGCACCGUGGCGGUGUACUCGGAGCAGGACACGGGCCAGAUGCACCGGCAGAAGGCGGACGAGGCCUACCUCAUAGGGAAGGGCAUGGCACCUGUGGCGGCCUACCUCCACAUCCCAGACAUCAUCAAAGUGGCCAAGGAGAACGAUGUGGACGCCAUCCACCCUGGCUACGGCUUCCUGUCUGAGAGGUCGGACUUCGCCCAGGCAUGUGUGGACGCAGGGGUUCGCUUCAUUGGCCCUGCUCCUGAUGUUGUUCGCAAAAUGGGGGACAAAGUGGAGGCCAGGGCGAUCGCCAUCCGCGCAGGGGUGCCAGUCGUACCCGGCACCGAUGCUCCCAUCGCCAGCCUCCACGAAGCCAAGGAGUUUGCCAACACCUACGGCUACCCGAUCAUCUUCAAGGCUGCCUACGGGGGAGGAGGCAGAGGCAUGAGAGUGGUGAAGGAGUAUGAGGAGCUGGAGGAAAACUACCAGCGGGCGUACUCCGAGGCGCUGACGGCCUUCGGGAACGGGGCUCUGUUCGUGGAGAAGUUCAUAGAGAAGCCCAGGCACAUCGAGGUCCAAAUCCUGGGCGAUAAGUACGGUAACGUGAUCCACCUCUACGAGAGGGACUGCUCCAUUCAACGGAGGCACCAGAAAGUGGUUGAAAUCGCCCCGGCAACACAGCUGGACCCCCAUCUCCGAGACAGGCUCACUGCUGACUCUGUCAACCUGGCCAAACAGGUGGGCUAUGAGAACGCAGGCACAGUGGAGUUCCUGGUGGACAAACAUGGCCGCUACUACUUCAUCGAGGUCAACUCCCGCCUACAGGUGGAACACACCGUGACCGAGCAGAUCACAGAUGUGGACCUUGUGCACGCUCAGCUGCGUGUGUGUGAGGGCCGCAGCCUGCCUGAGCUGGGCCUCAAACAGGACAAGAUCCGGAUCAACGGCUACGCCAUCCAGUGCCGCGUCACCACCGAGGACCCCGCCCGAGGCUUCCAGCCCGACACCGGCCGACUGGAGGUGUUCCGCAGCGGCGAGGGGAUGGGCAUCCGUCUGGACAGCGCGUCUGCCUUCCAGGGCGCCAUCAUCUCCCCGCACUACGACUCCCUGCUGGUCAAGGUCAUCGCCAGCGGCAACGACCUGCCCGCCGCCGCCGCCAAGAUGAACCGGGCGCUGGCCGAGUUCCGCGUGCGCGGGGUCAAGACCAACAUCCCCUUUCUCCAGAACGUUCUGAACAACGACCAGUUCCUGUACGGCACCGUCGACACCCAGUUCAUAGACGAGAACCAGGACCUCUUCAACCUCAAACCGGUUCAGAACCGAGCCCAAAAGCUGCUGCACUUUCUGGGUCACGUCAUGGUGAACGGUCCCACUACGCCGAUCCCGGUCAAGGCCAAGCCGUCAUCCAUCGACCCUGUGGUUCCUCCCGUCCCACUGGGCGAGCCUCCUGUGGGUUUCCGUGAAGUGCUGCUGAGGGAGGGUCCCGAGGGCUUUGCCAAGGCGGUGCGUGCCCACCAGGGCCUCCUGCUCAUGGACACCACCUUCAGAGAUGCCCACCAGUCUCUGCUGGCCACCCGAGUGCGCACCCACGACCUCAAACAGAUCGCCCCUUUUGUGGCUCACAACUUCAACAACCUCUUCAGCGUGGAGAACUGGGGAGGCGCCACCUUCGACGUGGCGAUGCGUUUCCUGAGCGAGUGCCCGUGGCGGCGGCUGCAGGAGCUGCGGGCGCUGAUCCCUAACGUUCCCUUCCAGAUGCUUCUGAGGGGCGCCAACGCCGUCGGUUACACCAACUACCCCGACAACGCUGUGUUCAAGUUCUGCGAGGUGGCCAAGGAGAACGGCAUGGACAUUUUCCGGGUGUUCGACUCUCUGAACUACCUGCCCAACAUGAUCCUGGGCAUGGAGGCUGCGGGGGCAGCUGGGGGGGUGGUGGAGGCCUCCAUAUCCUACACAGGAGACGUCUCCGACCCCAUGAGACAGAAGUACUCCCUGGAGUACUACCUGAACCUGGCGGACGAACUGGUCAAGGCCGGGACACACAUACUGGCUAUCAAGGACAUGGCAGGGCUUCUGAAACCAGAGUCCAGCCGGAUGCUGAUUGGAGCUCUGAGGGACCGCUUCCCCGAUAUGCCCAUCCACGUCCACACGCACGACACGGCCGGCGCCGGCGUGGCGGCCAUGUUGGCGUGCGCAGAAGCCGGGGCAGACGUGGUGGACGUGGCGGUGGACUCCAUGGCGGGAAUGACAUCACAGCCCAGCAUGGGGGCGCUGGUGGCCUGCACUAAGGGGACCAAACAGAACACAGGCAUUCCUCUGGAGAAGGUGUUUGACUACAGCGAGUACUGGGAGGUCGCUCGUGGGCUCUACGCACCUUUCGACUGCACGGCCACCAUGAAGUCUGGAAACGCAGACGUUUACGAGAACGAAAUCCCAGGAGGCCAGUACACCAACCUGCACUUCCAGGCUCACAGCAUGGGCCUGGGACACAAGUUCAAGGAGGUGAAGAAGGCCUACACCGAGGGGAACAAGUUGCUCGGUGACCUCAUCAAGGUGACCCCCUCCUCAAAGAUCGUGGGCGACCUGGCCCAGUUCAUGGUGCAGAACUCUCUGACGCGGGCGGAAGUGGAGGAGCGUGCGGACGAGCUGUCCUUCCCGCUGUCAGUGGUCGAGUUCCUGCAAGGACAUAUCGGCAUUCCUCAUGGAGGCUUCCCAGAGCCCUUCCGUUCCAAGGUGCUCAAGUCUCUGCCCCGCGUGGAGGGCAGACCAGGUGCCUCUCUACCCCCCAUGGAUUUCGAGGCCCUGGAGAAACGGUUGCGAGAGGCGCACGGUGAUGACAUCACUCCCGAGGAUGUGAUGUCAGCGGCCAUGUACCCGAAGGUGUUCCAGGAGUUCAAAGACUUCACCACCACCUUCGGACCGGUGGACUGUCUGAACACUCGCCUGUUCCUCGACGGGCCCAAGAUCGCUGAGGAAUUCGAGGUGGAGCUGGAAAGGGGGAAGACCCUCCACAUCAAGGCACUGGCCCUGGGAGAUCUCAACAAGGCUGGCCAGAGGGAGGUGUUCUUCGAGCUUAACGGCCAGCUGAGGUCCGUCCUGGUCAAGGAUACGGUGGCCAUGAAGGAGAUGCAUUUCCACCCCAAGGCCCUGAAGGACGUGCGCGGGCAGGUGGGCGCGCCCAUGCCUGGCAAGGUGGUGGAGGUGAAGGUGCAGCAGGGCCAGAAGGUGGAGAAGGGCCAGCCUCUGUGCGUGCUCAGCGCCAUGAAGAUGGAGACGGUGGUCAACUCUCCCCUCGCGGGCACCGUGGCCAAGGUGUACGUCUCCACAGACAGCAACCUGGAGGGAGACGACCUCAUCCUGGAGAUCACAGAGUGAGAGGAGAAGGAGAGGAUGGGGUGAGAGGAGGAGGAGGAGGAGGGGGAGGAGAGGAUGGGGUGA